Oncorhynchus keta (chum salmon) is the source of this 3038-nucleotide messenger RNA. RefSeq lists its product as uncharacterized. The record is from RefSeq and is a predicted model, not a curated record. The transcript is spliced from 7 exons. The coding region runs from base 272 to 2563 and encodes 763 amino acids. Lineage: Eukaryota; Metazoa; Chordata; Actinopteri; Salmoniformes; Salmonidae.
UCACUGAUCCACCGGAGAUGCCCCCGGUGCCCUCACCCGUCUGGCUUCUGACCGUCUACAGCCAUGACGUGCUAUCGCGGCUGGACGAGGUGAAGGCCAGGGUCACCUCCGUCUUUGGGUCCAUCUUAAAGAUGGACUCUACCAAGAAGGUGACUAAAAAGCUUGUGGGUACCGCUGCAGACACGGCCGCCUGGGUUACCAACGUCGGUAACGAGCAUGGGCAGGUCCUCGUCAGUGUCCUCACUGCCGGUGAGGGCGAGGGCCUGCUCCCAUGGCGGCUGGUCUCAUGGAACGGUACCGGCUCGCCGGGGUGGCGCCCCCCAAGCUCAUGUACGUGGACCGAGACUGCUGCUCCAGCUUCGGCGGAUCAAAGACAGGUGCCAUGUACAAUGACUGGGACCAGCUGGUGGUUCGGCUGGACAUCUGGCACCUGAUGCGGCGGUUCGCGUCAGGUGUCACCACUGAGAGCCACCAGCUCUACGGUCCCUUCAUGCGGCAGCUGUCAGCCUGCAUCUUUGAGUGGGAUGCAGGCGAUGUCUGCCGACUGCUGGAGGCCAAGAGGUCUGAGCUGGAGGGGAAGCACGGGAUGGUCGGCCUCACCGAGGCAGAGGUUUCGAAGAAAAUCGGCAGGAAGGAGAUUGCGCUUCACUGCCGGCGUCGUACGCGUGGAGCUGCGGCGACCGAAGUCCUUCUCCUUGACCUCCUCGAGACCUUCAACAGCGAGAAGGGGGUCGACACCCUGGGCAUCCCGUUGCUGGACUCCAUCCGCAUUCAGGCGAUCUGGAAAGAGCAGAGGCGCCACCUCCACUGCAUACAGGACCCACCCGGUGUACAGCUGUACACCAAGACCGGCAAAAUCACCAAGGGCGGCGUGAUGUUGCCGGUUUAUCGCUGCGCACGGGGCUCCACAUCCUUGGAGUCAUUCCAUCUCCACCUCAACCGGUUCAUCCCAGGUACCAGGGCAAAUGCAAUGCAUUUCCAGGCAUUCCUGUUGGAUGGACUGAUGAGGUGGAACGAGGACCGUGCGCAGGCAGCAGUGGAGGGGAAGAACAGGAAGCCCCUGCUCUCCUACAGUGGCCACCUGCAGCACAUCCUUAACCUUAGCAGCCAAAUUGUGCUUGGCAAGGAACAGGUUAAGGACUACUCCAAGCCUAGCGAGUACACAGGGGAACUCCUCGGAGUGGAGUACCUGUACUCGCAGACUGGCAGAGUGCUGCAGGAUGUCAGCGGGGACCCUGACCUUCCGGAAGAGGCAGCCGCCGUCGAGCAGCUCGACGAGGAGGACGAGGGCUUUCAGGAGGAGGAUGUAGACCAGACAGUCCACAUCCCCCAUGUCACGCCUAUGAGCGCCCCGUCCUCCAGCUCAGCAGCACCUCUGUCAGGGGGACCUGCUGACGCACCCAGGUCUGGGCCAUCCAGUCCCACCGCCCCUGAAGACGGAAGCUCUCCUGAGGCCCCUGGUCGACACAGUUCUCCUCACCCUGAACACUCCUCUGAUUCAGAGGAGGAGACUAAAGGUCCUGAUGCAAUGCCAGGCUACCAGCAUGUCCGCAGGCUUGCCAGGGCCUUGGUGGGGGUGAGGAACCGUCAGGGGUUGUCGGACCGCAGGGUAGACGGUCUGGUGGCACUGUGGCUGGUGCUGCCAGACUUCGACAAACAGCGCUUGAUCUACCCUGCCCGACACCAGGAGAGGAUCGUUCAGGGGCGGUUCAAAGCAACGAAGGGGAAGUCGUCCAUUAUCCUAGGAAAAGACUCUCUCCAACGUUGCCUUCUCGGACUCAACUCGGGCCCUGCAAAUUGGCCGGGCACCAGCCGUUUGGUGGAGGCCAUUUGCAGUCAGCUCUGUCAAAUCCAUCCCAGUGCCACGCAGUCUGCCGGCGUCAAGAAGAGCAGGUGGGCGCUCAUUCUGGCAGACUACGUGGGCAUCAGGGAGGCAGUGCUGAACAGCCCGAGGUUGAUGGCCCAGACCAACCUUCAGCUCUUUGAGCUGAAUCAAAGGACCAUUAGUCAGUGGUUUUCCCGGCGUCAGAAGGAGAGGGAGAGGAUGGUGCUGCAGCAGGGAAUGGGGCUCGCUGCUGCCCCCAGCGUCACCACCCAGCCCCUCCCUGCAGCCAAGCCCCUCCACUUCAAGCAGGAGGGAAUCAGGGCACCCUUCCUUUUCCCUACGCCACCCUCCCCCCCGGUCCCACGCCAAACCAUCCAGCAAGGAGAGCCCGCUCACGUGCCCAUUCUGCCAGCCCACCUGGAGCAACAACCCCCCGCACUUCCCGGCCCCUCCCCAGCCCAAGGACCACAGACGGGCUGCUCUUCACCUACAGUGUCAAGGACAACGGCUUGGAGGAGGAGGAAGAGGAUGGCGGCGGACACAGAGGAGGGGACAGCCGGGAAGAGAAGGCAAAGUGAGCAUUACGUCUGCUCCAAAUGCGGAUUGCCGAAGCGCCGGGAGACGGGCCACAGCCACUUCGGCGGCGUGGGGUUCUGCUCUGUUGCUGCUGGGGGUAAGGACGUGGCCCAGUGGCUGGCGGAAAUGAAGGACGCUAAGGGGCGAGGUGAAGGACACUGAGCCACUGGCUGGGUGGUCGGACGUUUUUAUUUGUAAAUAGUUCACUGUUCCCCUCUACCUGGACCGAGACCUUGAGCGCGGUGUAGAGGCUUGUGUGUGUUGAGGACCCUCAGAGCUAUAUUGUCUGUAGUCUAUAAGACUACUGGUAGGGUAACCCAUGGUAGGCAGUUCUGAGGCGAGACACCAGACUAACAUCGGUCUGUUCCCAAACAAAAUCCUGUAAAAAAAAAAUAAGAGGAUAGACAUUAAAAUAUACAAAUAUAAAUCAAACAUGAUUUAUCAACACAUCUUCAGGUGAAAACUCAACUUCUUGGUAGACUAGAUUACCUUUUGCAAACAUUUCUGUCCACAUUUCACUAUGGAGAUUGCUUACAUUUAUUUAAUGUUUAUUGGAUUUACAUUGCAAUAAUUAUCUUGCAUUUCAUCCUGUUUCCCUAUGUAUAUUCUGGUUCAUCAUUAAAACUCCUAGACUGGG